Molecule: messenger RNA, 1530 nt
Organism: Dreissena polymorpha
Lineage: Eukaryota; Metazoa; Mollusca; Bivalvia; Myida; Dreissenidae
Product: calphotin-like
Exons: 3
Coding region: 1-1530 (509 amino acids)
Biological process (GO): cell differentiation
Source: RefSeq, a predicted model, not a curated record
AUGCCUGUAGAGGUCGAAGGAACGAUCGUGGUAGAGCUUCCUUUGCCUGUUCAGGUUAAAGGAAAGAUCGUAAAGGAGCGUCCUAUGCCUGCAGAGGUCAAGAAAACGAUCGUGGCGGAGCUUUCUGUGCCUGGAGAGGUCGAGGGAAAGAACGUGGUGGAGCUUCCUGUGCCUCUCGAGAUUGAGGGAAAGAUCGUGGCGGAGCUUCCUGUGCCUUUAGAAGUGAAGGGAAAGAUACUUGCGGAGCUUCAUAUACUGGCGGAGCUGCCUGUGCCUGUAGAGAUCGAGGGAAAGAUCGUGGUUGACCUGCCUGUGCCUGUAGAGGUCGAAGGGAAGAUCGUGGCAGGGCUGACUGUGCCUGCAGAGGUCGAGGCAAAGAUCGUGGCGGAGCUUCUUGUGUCUGUAGAGGUCGAGGGAACGAUUGUUGCGGAGCUUCCUGUUCCUGUAGAGGUCGACAGAAAGAUCGUGGCGAAGCUUCUUGUACCUGAAGUGGUCGAGGGAAAGAUCGUUUUGGAGCUGACUGUGCCUGUAAAGGUCGAGGGAAAGAUCGUGGCGGGGCUGAAUUUGCUUGUAAAGGUCGAGGGAAAGAUCGUGGCAGGGUUGACUGUGCCUGAAGAGGUCGAGACAAAGAUGGUGGCGGAGCUUCUUAUGCCUGUAGAGGUCGAUGGAAAGAUCGUGGCGGUGCUUCCUGUGCCAGAGGGGAUCGGGGUAGGGAUCGUGGCGGAGCUUUUGGUGUCUGUAGAGGUCGAGGAAACGAUUGUUGCGGAGCUUCCUGUGCCUCUAGAGAUCGAGGGAAAGAUCGUGGUUGAUCUAACUGUGUCUGUAGAGGUCGAGGGAAAGAUCGUGGCAGGGCUGACUGUGCCUGAAGAGGUCGAGGGAAAGAUCGUGUCGAAGCUUCCUGUACCUUUAGAGGUAAAGGGAAAUAUCGUGGAGGUGCUUUCUGUCCCUGUCGAGGUCGAGGGAAAGAUACUGGUGGAGCUUCCUGUGCCUGUAGAACUCGAGGGAAAGAUCGUGGCGGUGCUUCUUGCUCCUGUCGAGGUCGAGGGAAAGAUACUGGCGGAGCUUCCUGUGCCUGAAGAAGUCAAGGAAAUCGUGACGGAGCUUCCUAUGCCUGUAGAGGUCGAGGGAAAAAUCGUGGCGGAUCUUCCUGUGCCUUUAGGUGUCGAGGAAACGAUCGUUGCGGAGCUGCCUGUGCCUGUAAAGGACGAGGGAAAUAUUGUGGCGGGACUUACUGUGCUUGUAGAGGUCGAGGGAAAAAUCUUGGCGGGGCUGACUGUGCCUGAAGUGGUCGAUGGAAUAAUCGUGACCGAGCUUCUCAUGCCUGUAGUGGUCAAGGGAAAGGUCGUUUCGGAGCUUCCUGUGCCUGAAUAUGUCGAGGGGAUGAUAGUGGCGGAGCUUCCUGUGCCUGUAGAGAUCGGGAGAAGGAUCAUGGCGGAGCUUUUUGUGUCUGUAGAGGUCGAAGGACCAAUCAUUUCGGAGCUUCUUGAGCCUGUAGAGGUCGAGGGAAAGACCGUAGCGGAGCUUCCCUAG